This is a messenger RNA of Phacochoerus africanus (Common warthog), 2148 nucleotides long. RefSeq names its product paraneoplastic antigen Ma6F-like. The record is from RefSeq and is a predicted model, not a curated record. The transcript has 2 exons. Lineage: Eukaryota; Metazoa; Chordata; Mammalia; Artiodactyla; Suidae. The coding region runs from base 38 to 2059 and encodes 673 amino acids.
GAGCAGGGGCGCUCCGGGUCCCGCGCUGGGAAAAAGGAUGGGAGGGCCCCUGGCUGGGGGCUCUGGGAGGGGAGGGCUCCCAGCUGCCCGGAUGCAGAGGCCGCAGUGCAGAGACUGCGACAGUCUGCGCGCUCGCCUGUCGGAUCGUGCGCCCUCCCCCCAGGUCCGGGCGAUGGCGCUGGCGAUGCUGCGGGAUUGGUGCAGGUGGAUGGGCGUGAAGGCUCAGCGCUCUCUGCUCAUCCUGGGCAUCCCGGAUGACUGCGAGGACCAGGAGUUCCUGGAGGACCAGGAGUUCCAGGAGGCCGUGCGGGCAGCCCUGCGGCCCCUGGGCCGGUACCGAGUGCUGGGCAAGGUCUUCAGAAAGGAGCUGGGGUGCCGGGUCGCCUUGGUCGAGUUUGCCGACAGUUUCAACAGAAGUUUGAUCCCCCAGCAAAUACGAGGCCGGGGGGGACCGUGGACUGUGGUCUUCCUGCCCCAGGCUCCUGACUCGGAGUCCCAGGAGAGACCCAAUUCCCCUGCACAGGCCCAGAGACAAGCAGUGGCUGGCGGGGCAGGGGAGGCAGGAGUCCUGGGUGAGGCAGGAGCUUCGGGUGAGGCAGGAGCUGCAGGUGAGGCAGAAGAUGCAGGUGAGGCAGGAGCUGCAGGUGUGGCAGGAGCUGCAGGUGAGGCAGGAGCUGCAGGUGAGGCAGGAGCUCCAGGUGAGACAGAAGAUGCAGGUGAGGCAGGAGCUGCAGAUGCAGCAGGGGCGGAGGCUGAGGCAGGAGCUGCAGGUGAGGCAGGCGCUGCAGGUGCAGCAGGGGCGGAGGCUGAGGCAGGAGCUGAAGAUGAAGCAGGGCUGUCAGAUGAGGAGGGCGCCGCGGGGGACACAGGAGCGGCAGGGGUGGCAGGAUCUUUGAGUAUGGCGGGCGCCGCGGGCGAGGCAGGCGCUCCAGGUGAGGGGGCAGGAGCCAUGGGCUACGAGGAACUGAGAGCCUUCUCUGGGCUGGGAGAGCCAGGCCGCGGGGAAGAGUCCUUCGAGAGCUGGCUGGACCACGCCAACGACAUGCUGUACCUGUGGCGCCACGUGUCCGAGAGGGAGCGGCGGCGGCGGCUGGUGGAGAGCCUGGGCGGCCCCGCGCUGGACCUCCUGUGCGGCCUCCUGGCGCAAGAUGCCGACAUGGCCGCGCAGGACUGCCUGGCCGCGCUGGUGCAGGUGUUUGGGGACCAGGACAGCCCGGUGACCGCGCGGCUCAGGUUCGCGACGUGCGCCCAGCGGCCGCAGGAGACGCUCUUUGCCUACGUGAUGCGCCUGGAAGGCCUGCUGCAGGCGGCCGUGGAGACGGAGGCCAUCCACCCGGCCACGGCCGACCAGGCGCGCGCCCGGCAGGUGCUGAUGCGGGCGCGGCCCAACGACACGCUCCAGACCAAGCUGAGGAGGCUGCGGCUGGAGCGGAGGCCCCCUGGCUUCGUGGGCCUGCUGCGCCUCAUCCGUGAGAGCGAGGCGUGGGAGGCCGAGCCGGCUGCGAGCGAGCAGGGGCACGGGGAGGAAGAGGCCCGCGCGGGCAUCGCAGGCCUGGCCGCCGCCCAGCGCGCCCCGGCCCGUGACGUCGCCGCCCAGGGCACCGCUGCAGAGGGCACCCCGGCCUUCCCGGCCCGGGAAGAUAGCGGCCAGGCUGCCCUUUCCAAGGAAGGUGGCGCCCAGGCGCCCGCAGCCCAGGAAGAGGCCUGUGCCGCAGUUCCCGCCGCCGCCGCCGCCGCCGCCGCCGGGGCUGGCGAGGCCGCCCCUGAAGCCCGAGGUGCUGCCAGCGUGGCCCCUGCCCCUGGGGAGACCAGCCAGGCCUCCCGGGAAGUCGGAAGUGCUCCUGCCCCUGCGGGCCUAGGUCAGGCAGGAUCCUCAGACGCCCCCGGGGCCCCCAUCACUGCCUGGACGGCCAGGGUUUCUCCUGCGGCCCCAGGAGGUCCUGGCUGUGAGCCAGAUGACCUUGACCAGGAGGCCGAGGAGCCCCCCGAGGAGGGGCUCAAACUCAACCCCGAGGAGCCGGGAAACGAGGACGGGGCUUCCGACACCAGCCCCCCCUGAGUCCUUCUCGGGCCAAUAGGCUCAGCAGGCUCCCCGGGGCCCCAGGCGGGGAGGCAGGGGGAGGCCAGGCCAGGCAGCCUCCUGGCCCC